Pseudoliparis swirei is the source of this 5677-nucleotide messenger RNA. Its product is annotated as lysophosphatidylcholine acyltransferase 1. The transcript is spliced from 14 exons. The coding region runs from base 243 to 1880 and encodes 545 amino acids. The record is from RefSeq and is a predicted model, not a curated record. NCBI's taxonomy places the organism in Eukaryota, Metazoa, Chordata, Actinopteri, Perciformes, Liparidae.
UGCGCACUGUAGGCAGACAAAUAUCGGCCACUUCACAUAUCCCCAGCUAAUCCUCGCGCUAACCAUUAUCCCUCCAUGCGCUCCUCGAGAGGAAGAUAACCCCGCACUGCCACCUCAAUUAGCCACCGUGCAAGACCGAUAAAGGGAUACUGCGUGUUUUCGCUUUCAGGAAUAAUCGGUUUUCUGUUUUUGCAAUAUUGACAACUUCGCCGCAACCUCGACCGACGUGACCUCGCGUAAUAAUGAGGUUACAGAGCAACAGCCAGUGUGCGAUGGAAGGAGACGGGAAGAAGAUGGACCAAGCGCCUCCGUUUAGAAACCCGUUUGUGCACGUCUUGAAAUUCAGCCCCCUGGAAAAGGCAAAGAUUGCAUUCAUGACAGUCACACUGUUCCCCAUCCGUCUCCUCAUGGCUGCAUUCAUGAUGCUGCUGGCUUGGCCUUUUGCCUUCCUGGCCUCAAUAGGGCGCUCGGAGACCACGGUGGAACCCCAGUGCCUCUGGAGGAGACUGGUGGACAUAAUUCUGAAGAUCAUCAUGCGGGUCAUGUGGUUUGCGGGUGGCUUCCAUUGGAUGACUGUGAAAGGGAGAAGGGCAUUGCCUACAGAAGCACCCAUCCUCACCCUGGCACCCCACUCGUCUUACUUCGAUGCCAUCCCAGUUACGAUGACAAUGGCUUCCAUUGUCAUGAAGGCCGAGAGCAAGGAUAUACCUCUCUGGGGCACUUUGAUUAAGUUCAUCAGGCCGGUGUUUGUCUCACGGUCGGACCAGGACUCCAGAAAGAAGACUGUGGAGGAGAUCAAACGCAGAGCCCACUCUGGAGGGGAGUGGCCUCAGUUAAUGAUUUUUCCAGAGGGAACAUGCACUAAUAGAUCCUGCCUAAUCACCUUCAAGCCAGGGGCCUUCAUUCCAGCUGUACCAGUGCAGCCAGUGGUGAUUCGUUACCCUAAUAAACUGGACUCAAUCACAUGGACUUGGCAGGGGCCUGGAGCGUUUGAAAUAUUGUGGUUGACACUCUGCCAGUUGCACAAUGAGUUUGUAGUCGAGUUCCUUCCCAUCUACACACCCUCAGAGGAGGAGAAACAGAACCCUGCUCUCUUUGCUAUCAAUGUGAGGCGUGUCAUGGCUAAAGCCCUGGGGGUACCCAUCACGGAUUAUUCAUUUGAAGACUGCCAGCUGGCCAUGGCAGAUGGCCAGCUGAGACUGCCGGUCGACACCUGUCUGCUAGAGUUUGCCAAGCUUGUCAGGAGACUGGGGCUUAAACCCUGCAACACCGAGAAGGUUCUGCAGGAUUAUGGGAACAGAGCCAGGAAGCUGGAAGGUCAGAAGCUGGACUUGGACGACUUUGCGCAGUUCCUCCAUGUGCCAGUUUCAGAGAUGCUGCGGGACAUGUUUGCUCUUUUUGAUGAGCAUGAAGAUAGCUGCAUGGAUAUCAGAGAAUACGUGAUCGCCUUAUCUGUCGUAUGCAGACCUGCCAAAACUCUGGAAACGAUGAAAUUGGCCUUCAAGAUGUUUGAGGCAGAGGAGGAUGGUGCCAUCACAGAGAUGGAGCUGGCAGUUGUGCUGAAGACCGCUUUAGGUGUGACUCACCUCAGCGUGUCACAUCUGUUUACUGCCAUCGAUCCUGAAGACACAGGGAAGAUCACAUUUGAUAAGUUCCGAUGCUUUGCGGAGGAGCAGCCAGACUUUGCUGAGGCCUCCCUGUACACAGAGAACGCAGGCCUCCACAGCGGCCCCUGCCACGCUCACCAAACCAAGCCCAGCCCGUCUUCCCGGAACCUGCGAGGCACUGCCACCACCAAAGCAGCUAACGGUAUCUGCCCCGACUUCAGCCCCAAAGACCAUGAUGGCACAAUAGAUGGACUCCUCAAGAAACACAACUAAAAUGGUUUGAAAAUGAAGUGGGAGAGAAACGACACCUCUCCUGGUGAGAGGCUGGUGUUUUGGGGGUCCAGGAUAGUAGAGUACUUGUUAGUUAGUAACUUGUAAGGGACUACAUUUCAGUAACCACAAUUACAAACAUAGAUCCCUUUUUUUGUAUUGUGUGCAUACAACUUCUAAGGUUAUUUUCAACCUGGUACAGUUUAUUUUGUUAGGAUUUUUUAUUUUUGUUCACAGCAAGGAGCCAAACAAUGGCUUUUUCAGAUAACAUGCUUGAAUACUUGAAGGACAAGCACUUAUACUAAUUCCUGGGUGAAAUGUUUAUUCUUCUCCCUCCGACAUAGUGCUAACUGUGCAUGUUUUAACAUGAGGGGAGCAAGAAAAAACACCAGCCCUCCAGGGACAGUGAAGUUAACUGAUUUUCGUUGGGAAAUUUAGUGUUGUAUUCUCUUUUUUAUUUUUGACCAGUUAUGUGUUUUUUUUCUCUCUUGACUGGUAGCUGCCUUUUUAAGUGAAAGUGCAGAAUGCAUGGGCUCAUGUUGUUUUGAGUAGUAUUGAGGAUUAUUUAUCUGAAGAAGGGAGGCCCGAGGGCACCGGUGACAUUGUAUGACUCCUUGGAAGUGUCGACACAUUCGAGGUGAACUCGGAUCUCUGUGAGUUGACGGUCAUAAUUGCCAUGAGCCUGUUACAUAUACGGUGAUGUAUUUGAUUUAGCUCAGGGUUCAGUGACAAAAAUGUAACUUGGAUGAUGUCAUCAUUGGGUUGUGUGCAUGUCUUUUUUUCUUACGACAUCAGUACUCUUCUGCCCAGUCAUGUCUCAUUCACAUAAACCUCACAGAUUCAUUUCAGGUUGGCAAAUUCAAGUGUCUUUUGUUUUUUAUUGUUGAAAUUUCAUAACGUGGACCAAAAAUGCAUCGGGUGGUUUAUGUCACCUGUCCCAUUUGUACUGUCCUUUUUCUGUCCCGUGGUGCAACGGCUGUAAGGGGGAGGGUUACGCAAUGUGUGGCCGUUGAAAUCAUACUCGGUUCGGUGGCUGUGAUUGGUGCUGCUAAGGCACUUCCAUUUCUGUCUUACACUGCUACAUUUUUUUAAAUUCCUACAAUUUUCCCAGCGUAUUCCCAGUCUGUCUGAAAAUACCGUUCAGGUGCUAAAUUAUGUAAUCUUGAAACAAUAGCCCCACAGUUUUUAUUCACUAAUAGAGAGAAAUAUGUUUUACAAAAUUGAUCCCUCACACCUUGGCAUGUCACAUUCAAAGGACCAGUCUGGAAAUGGGAAAUAUCCACCUGUGGUAACACUUCGGCCUUGUUUGUUUUCCCCCAAAAGGAAUAUAAUUGGCAUACGAAUAUUUGUCACUGAAUGUGAUUUAAUGACUUCUUGGUGCACCGACAUACAGCCUGUGCCCAUACGUCGAUAAUCACAGAGCCUUUGCUUUAUUGUUACUAUUUAAGAUUACAAAUGUUAUCUCAUCACUUUUUUUAUUUAGUCUUUAGUGCUCUUUAAAUUAUUGAUGUUUUACGACAUAGAAGUUAUAUUAAUACUCAACUAUCCUCUGACAUUUUAUAACCUUUAAGUAUUCUAUGUUUUUUUGUCCGAUAUGAAUUCAAGAAACUUUCUGAAAGUACAAUCAACUUUCAGAUGUAUUGUCAAAAGAAAAUUGGCACACUGAUGCUCAUUUCAAUCAUUUGCCAAAAAGUUAUUUGGCUGUCUUUCUGUCUUUGAAACACGGAAAUUUCCCAAAAACUUGAUUAGGCUACAACUUCUCUGAAAAUGUAUAUUGCUUUCCAUGAUGUCGUUUUAUCGCACAACUAAUCGUUAAAGGGAACACCUCACCGAUGAGAUGAAACGCUGUAGAAUGUGUAGCUUGUAUACUUCUGUGCACUUGUGGUUUGGUUCGGUGGACUUUUUGUUUCGAGAUAUCACAUAAGAAUUUACAAUUUAGGUAUUCUGUAAUUUAAUUUAGUUGGUGAGCCUCACAUGCCCAUCACACUCACGACCAUCGAUACUGUACACGCAUCCCCAUUACGGCUUACGGUGAAGCGAUAGUUCACAUCUCUUAAGCCUUCUCAAGAUGUAUGCUUUUGAAGAGUUCUGAUAUGUAUUUUGAAUAUUCCAAAUGCAGGACAUUGUGAAUUUUUGAUAUACGUAUAUAUGGAUGAUUUUUAUUUUCACUGCCAUGACAAAGAUCUGUGAUCUUCUCUCUGCAGUGUUUUGAUGGUGAAAAAUGAGCCUCAUUUUCUUUGGUAUAAUAAUGCAAUUGUUUUGUGCUGUAUUCCUCCUACACAGUGUGAAGUUGUAUUGUUGUUACUAUUAUUGCUGAGUUGACUGCUUAGAGACAAAAAUGCCGAUUUCUUAUGUAAACCGAUAGCCUUGAAUAGAAUUUGUAUGCUAAAAGAAAAAAAGAGAAGAAGAAUGUAUAGACAAUCUUGUCACAAUCAGAAGCUAUACUCAAAGCGCUGAGCUCCAGUGGACAUUUUUCCGAAGGAGUCAUUCAACCCUCUCCCCAUUGACCUUGUGUUUUAUGUUUAAGGCGCGAGGGUUGAAAUAAUCAAAGUUGAGUGUGUGAGGCCUCGAGGUGAAGUCUGCCGCCACAUGACGGGCCGCAGAGCAGCAACACGCCAGACUGUACGCACAUACGUUACAAUCUUUUUAGUAUUGCACUCUUUCUACUUUGUCCUUUUUAAAUUAUACGUUUUUAUGCUUGCACUUUAGAUUCUUUACUUUCAUUUUAUCAAAUAAAUAUCACAUUGCUGUAAAGCAUGUUAAGAUGGCAGGUUACAUUAUUGUAGCUCAAUGUAGGUCAUUUGUAUUGCAUUCGUCUGUAUUUGCUGCAGUAUUGGGAGCACAGAGGACAUUAGAGAUUAGAGAGCACCCGUUGAAGGAAGCUGUACGUCGGUUCUUUUGAGAUAUUAAAAGUCCUUUUAGACCCACUCUUCUGCCUCGUCGCAGGACGGUGGAAGUUGUGUCGCGUGAGACGUCUCCGUGGACCCUGAGGACUUGGCAACAGCGUACGGAUCUGAAAGGUUUAGAAAUGGAUAAGUGUUAAAUGUAGCCCCAAGUGACAUGAUUUUACAGCGGGUGGUUUAAUUAUACGGUUUACUCUGUGUGUACGAGGGAAACCUGACUGUGUGUGUACAUAGGUGGGAGAAGCUGAUUGUAAAUGUUCAACUGCAACAAAGAGUUGAUAUCUGAGCCAGAAUGAAUUGUGUUGAGCCACAGUAACCCCUCAUGGGGUUUAGUUUAUUUUAAACAGAUAUGUCCACGUGUAGGUCUAAAGGAUAUUAUAUUUCAUAAGCAAGUGAAAUUUGUACUAUUUUUUAUAUAUAAAUAAUAUAUAUCUUCAAUAUUUACAUUCAGAAUUCAUGGGGGAUGUAUGGAGUCCAUUUCUAUUCACGCCUGUUUCACUUCCCUUUAUUCCAAAGACCUCCGUAGAGGUGAAUCUCAUUUUUGUACUUGCUAUCAAUCUGGUCCAAUGUAAACCUGCAAGAGAUGAACUUGUAUUUAUGCUCCUGCUGCCUGCUUCGUGUGUCCAGCAGAGCCUAAGACGAAAGACGUGUGUCCUCUCACAGAGCGAUGGUGUCUUUCUGAUGGCUCACCGUCCGUGGACCAACAAACUGGACUUUCUGUUUUUCGCUGUCGCUUUACUUCCUGUCUUUUUCUAUACUCAACAGGUUUUAUUUUGUUAAUGCAUUUUGAUGACGAGUCAUUAGUGCAAGCUACUUUGAAUUUGUCUGUUCAGGACUGCUAUGAUAUAACUUGUUAAUGUGACUCUUGGAUAAAAUAAAAAAUGAAAUGAGAACGUA